AUGAAGGCCAGUCUCACACGUCUGUUCCACCAUCACCCUAUACAACCACCCAUAUCCACCCACGUGUCAAGACAAUCAGAUAACUCCACCCAUGCCGCGUGUCAGCUCACCUUCCUCUCCAAGUCCACUGUCAGUCACUGCUAUAUGACCCCAUCUUCACCCCCAACCACCACCACCGCUACAGCCACUACGACAGCAAGCUGCAUCAUGGGCCAGGAAAACGACAGCCAAUUGAACCUCGUGGGCUUCUCCAACUUCGUUCGGUCCAAUCCCCGGUCCGACCGGUUCAAGGUCCACCGGUUCCACCACGUCGAGUUCUGGUGCACCGACGCCACCAACUCCGCCCUCCGAUUCUCGUGGGGCCUCGGCAUGCCCAUGGUAGCCAAAUCAGACCUCUCCACAGGCAAUCAAACCCACGCCUCCUACCUCCUCCGCUCCGGCGACCUCAACUUCCUCUUCACCGCCCCGUACUCCCCCACCCUGACCCGGACCGAUGAUCCGACCGGGCCCAACAACUCCACCGCCUCCAUCCCCACCUUCGACCACUCCGCCUCCCGGGACUUCUCCUCCCGCCACGGCCUCGGCGUCCGCGCAGUCGCCAUCCAAGUCGAUGACGCCGUUUCUGCCUUCACCACCAGCGUCGCCCACGGCGCCAAACCCUCCGCCCCGCCAAUCCUCCUCGACAACCGCGUCACCAUCGCCGAGGUCCAGCUCUACGGCGAUGUUGUUCUGCGCUACGUGAGCUACUCGAACUCUAGCGACGUGUCCGACUCGAACCCGGACCUCUGGUUCCUCCCCGGAUUCGAAGCCAUGACGUCGUCGUUUCCUCUCGACUUCGGGCUCCGCCGUCUGGACCACGCCGUAGGCAACGUGGAGGAUCUCAAAUCGGCGGUGUCGUACGUGAAAGGCUUCACCGGGUUUCACGAGUUCGCCGAGUUCACGGCGGAGGACGUCGGGACGAGCGAGAGCGGACUAAACUCCGUCGUUUUGGCGAACAACGAAGAGAUGGUUCUGUUUCCGAUGAACGAGCCGGUAUACGGGACGAAGAGGAAGAGUCAGAUUCAGACCUACUUGGAACACAACGAAGGCGCUGGAGUUCAGCACCUGGCUCUGGUCAGCGAAGACAUAUUCAAGACGCUGAGGGAGAUGAGGAGCCGGAGCGGCAUCGGAGGGUUCCAAUUCAUGCCGUCGCCGCCGCCGACGUAUUACAGGAACUUGAAGAAGAGGGCUGGGGACGUGUUGACGGAUGAUCAGAUCAAGGAGUGUGAGGAGUUGGGGAUUUUGGUGGACAGGGACGACCAGGGCACUCUGCUUCAGAUUUUCACAAAGCCUGUUGGAGAUAGGCCAACCAUAUUCGUAGAGAUCAUUCAGAGAGUAGGGUGCAUGCUUAAGGAUGAGGAAGGGAAGGUUCACCAGAAGGGUGGAUGUGGUGGGUUUGGGAAAGGUAACUUCUCCGAGCUCUUCAAAUCCAUCGAGGAAUACGAAAAGACUCUCGAAGCCAGACAAAUUGCAGAGCCAGCGGCUGCUUGA
This is a messenger RNA of Prunus armeniaca (apricot), 1530 nucleotides long. The record is from the annotation of a GenBank genome assembly. NCBI's taxonomy places the organism in Eukaryota, Viridiplantae, Streptophyta, Magnoliopsida, Rosales, Rosaceae.